This is a messenger RNA of Monomorium pharaonis (pharaoh ant), 2845 nucleotides long. RefSeq names its product rab11 family-interacting protein 2 (gene Rip11). The record is from RefSeq and is a predicted model, not a curated record. Gene Ontology annotation, cellular component: intracellular membrane-bounded organelle. Gene Ontology annotation, molecular function: small GTPase binding. NCBI's taxonomy places the organism in Eukaryota, Metazoa, Arthropoda, Insecta, Hymenoptera, Formicidae. The transcript has 7 exons. Gene Ontology annotation, biological process: regulated exocytosis. The coding region runs from base 366 to 1925 and encodes 519 amino acids.
UUCCGUUCGGUCCGCACCUGGCGCCUCGAUCGCGCAUGGCGGACGCACGUAGCGGUUGUUCGAAGGCGCGGUGGCGCGCCGUGGUACAGUCGUCGCGAAGCGAGAGGUGUACGGUGAACGUUCGACGUGACUGGACGUGAGUCUCGGAGUGCGCGGAGUUGGGCGAACGAGGCGGUUGACCAGUGCGCGAGACACGACCGCGUGAUGCGAACGUUUCCUAGUGCGCCGCGCGUCGCCAGAGCGUCGUAGUGGUCGUCGUCGCGUAGACUCGACGAAAGUCGAGCAACGGCAGGCGACAGCGAGUCUGCGAGCGUCCCAAUUCCGCCGUACGGGUAGCAGAAGGAAGCAGCCCAGGGAAUCUCAAGAUGUGGAGCCCGACGCACGUUCAGGUGACAGUUCAGAGAGCCAAGGAUUUGCUGACUAAAGGAAAACACAAGACCAAUGAUUGCUUCGUGACGAUCGCACUCGGCAAGGAAAAAUAUCAGACGUCGGUGAAAGAAAAGGCUACCAAGGACGUGGAAUGGCACGAGGAAUGCGAAUUGCUGAUCCCGGAGCAGGGAAACACCGCGGAAAUCAUCCUCACCGCCCUGCACCGCAACUUCCUGGGUGUCGACGAGUUCCUCGGCACCGUCAACAUACCGCUCUCCAGCUUCGAUGUGUACGAGAGGCCUAGGAACCGAUGGUACGCCCUUAACAGCAAACCAGGCAAAGAGAACACGAAGGAGAGAGGCGAGCUCGAGGUGAAGAUCGGUUUUAUCGUAAAAGCUGGAAGUCUGACCGACCUAAGUAAGAAGGAACGUCACAAAAGCUCCUUGGGACAAUUGUCUACAGCUGCACAGUCGAUCGGCGGCAGUUUGCUUAGUAUCGGCAGUCUUGAGAAGCGCAAGGGCCUCAAGAAAUUAGCCAAGUCAAUCGGGAACAAAGUCAAAGGCAAGAGCAAAAAUCGACUCGAUGGAAACAAUCUGGAUGAGAGGGAAGAGCGCGAAUUCAAAAUUACGCGACAGGAACCGGGUGAAGCUGAUCCCGGAGUUAUCAGCGAGGAUGAAGAUGAAUUUACGUUCGAUGAUUUGUCUCACAAAAGCUCGGCCUCGUCUCUGAACGCACCCGUGCACUCGGGUGUUAACAAUGGUAAUGCCAAUGGCAUCUCGAAUGGCUCGCAGAGCAAUGUCUUCAGCGAGGUACACACACCUCCGGUGCCAAUUAACACCGUGCCAAGUAAACCGCCACGAUUUGCUAUGAGCGCGUCCACUACGAAUCUGUCAAAGGUCGACAAUUUGACGAAGGAUGACGAAUGGGGCUUGAAACUCUAUGGCAAGCAAGCGAGCAGCGUACCUAAAAGAUGGGAAAGCAAGCCUAAAAUAGUGGUAGACGAGCCACAGGAUAACAAGCGCGAUGUAUCACCUAUUCGUUCGUCAUCACCGAUCACAUCGAGGUUAAAAGAUCUUCCGGAGCCGCCCAGUCCGGCACCGAGAGAAAUUCUUCAUCCGAGAAACAAGAAUGAUAAACUCACCGCGAGUAAAGAGAAGCUCACAAAAGAAGAAAAACUGAGGGAUAAGAAGGACGAUCCACGAAAUCUCACGAAGGAGAAGAAGGAUAAGAAAAAGGAAAACAAAUUCAAAGACUCCAAUGACGAGAAUCAUCUGUCUUCCGAAAGGAUCAUCAUCGGCGGCGAGGAUGCCGUUAAGAAUGCCGCGAAUGCCAAGAGUCGCUUGCCACAUGAGGUCCUUAACCAGUUCGAGGGAAAAUCAAGAGAAGAUCUAAUAGAACUGGCGUUACAACUGCAGACACAAGUCACGGAGAAAAACAAGAGACUCACCGAUUUGGAGGAUUAUAUCGAUGCAUUGCUAUUACGUGUAAUUGAAUGUUCUCCGCGAUUACUUCAGAAUCCGUAUCAAAGGCGAUUGUCAUCCCCCGGAAAUCAAUAAUUUGAUGAUAAGAUUUGUGACGCUAGAACUAAUUUACUUAGUGAUGAUUCCCUUUUAAUGCCUUAGUGACACUUAUAACUAGACAUGACUGACAAGUCGCAAGUGGCUAUUUGUUAUUAACAUUGUCCUAUAUUCUAAUUUAUUUUCUUUUACGCAUUAUAACUUGAAGAAAAAGAUAUAACGUUCUUGCGCAGCAGCGUUGCGAAAUCUAUAUUCUCCAUAUUUAUUUAUAACUGCCGCGAGAAUAACCGUAAGAUAUUCAAGUGAUAAUAAGUAAAGUGACUCGCUUAUUUUCGAGAGCCAGUUUAUUAUUGAUACGAACAAAAAGUAUGGUGUGGAUGUUGGUUAAAAAUGGUUUGCAUUUCACGUAAUUCCCCGUCUUCCCAGUAAAUACAAAAGCGUCGAAGUUCAAAAAUUUGUGUUCGUUCACGAUUGAAUUUUCCGUCCAAUUGACGUAAGGAAACAGCGAACACAACUGUACAUCUCUUUUAUUAUUAACCUUUAUUAUAAGUUAUCUAUAUUUAAGGACACAUUAUAUAUGGUAAGUAAAAGGAGUUGUAAUAGGGCGAGAAGCUUCGCUGAAUCACUGGAAAAUACGUGCCUUCCGUUUUGUACAUGUAUGCACUUGCAUUAGAUCGAACUAUUUGCCUUGUUAAUCGGAGCACUGUUUAAUUACGAACAUUAUUGAAUAAAGAUGAUAUACAAUUGUCCGAUGUGGUAUAUGUAUAUGACACAAUGAGUUUCAUGAAAUGUUAUUACUAUUACACGACUUAUAUUUGAGAAUAUUUAUAUUAUUAACAAGUAAUAUUAAUAAAUUUCGAAUUUUAUAUCUCUGUUCCACAUGUCUCACGUUUUACUAUUUUAAUAUAAUUUCCACGAUUGAAAAAUUCCACGUAUUAAUAAAAAAAAACUGAUAUUUA